Molecule: messenger RNA, 1113 nt
Organism: Durusdinium trenchii
Lineage: Eukaryota; Dinophyceae; Suessiales; Symbiodiniaceae
Source: the annotation of a GenBank genome assembly
AUGCUUCUGGAUGGCUGUGUAGGUGGUGCUCGAGGUGGAGACCUUGUCCUGAGCGGUUUUCCUGCGCCUCAGCUCAACCGACGCUAUUGGAGCUACGUGGCUGGUCCACUGCUGUGCCUCCAGUCGCCGCCAGCGACGACGCUGGGUGCGGUGCUUAUGGCUUUCGAGAUGAGGUCGCUCGAAGGGCCGUAUCAGUACUGCGUCCAACAAAUUGAAAACAGUUCUUGCCUGCAAGUUUGCUCUGUGGGGUAUGCGAAGAUCAACUGGCAGCGCUUGCUUUACACCCGAACCUUCGGUUCCAGCCUGGUCCCAACACGCUUUCCUCAGCACCUCCAUGCCUCAAACCUCGGCUUGGACGACCUGCACGACCUGCGCCGUCCCACCGAGCCCUGCAACGCCGUCCCGGCGCCAAGACCGUCCUCCGUCGCAGUCGCCGCGGUGCAGCUGGGGGCGGUCGCCGUCGUCUCGAAGGUGCUGGGUGUCUACCAAGACACGGGCAUGGACUUCAAUGGAGCUGUCCUUUAUCGGCAUGCUACGAUGUCUUGGCCACCCCUCUUCCUGCGGUACUACCCACGAAGCCAGGAGUGGUGUGUUGAGAUGGGCUGGUGCUAUGUGCACGGCUGCUUUCAAGCCAACCCGGAGGCUGCCGGCUGCGGCUCGCCGUGGAUGGGCUGCCGCCAGGGCAUUGAGGUGAUGUGCUUGAAGGAUACUACAUGGGCGAUUCGUGAUUGGAUUUCAUCGAGAGAGCCUGAGUUGCAGCACGCCCAACGGCGGAUCGAGGAGAACUGCUGUCCAGAUGCGCUCUUAACUCUUCCAGGAGCUCAUCAGGAGAAGGCAGGUUUAUUGCGCCUGCCUCUUGUGAUGGGCAAUUACACAGGCCUCAAGAGCGAAUCGAUUUGGGCCAGGGAGCGCUCGGACCUGCGUGCUCGGACCCGCGCAAAACAACCGCGGCUGCGGCGAAGACAUGUGAUUGUGGUCCGUGUUCCAAAAGCAAGCUCAUCAACGCUGGCUUCUGUCUUUGUGCGGCUGGGUCGGUCCUUGGGGCACUUGAUUCCGGUGGGAGCCCAUGAGUCGAGUCGGGCCUCCCUCGGCGACCGGGGGGGAUGCCAGUGA